Messenger RNA from Cyphellophora europaea CBS 101466, 3450 nucleotides. RefSeq lists its product as uncharacterized. Gene Ontology annotation, molecular function: RNA polymerase II cis-regulatory region sequence-specific DNA binding; zinc ion binding; DNA-binding transcription factor activity, RNA polymerase II-specific. The transcript is spliced from 2 exons. Gene Ontology annotation, biological process: regulation of transcription by RNA polymerase II; DNA-templated transcription. The record is from RefSeq and is a predicted model, not a curated record. Bases 1 to 3450 code for a protein of 1149 amino acids. Lineage: Eukaryota; Fungi; Ascomycota; Eurotiomycetes; Chaetothyriales; Cyphellophoraceae. Gene Ontology annotation, cellular component: chromatin.
AUGGCGGAAGAAAACAACGAGAACUCGUACGGUGAUGUGGCUGCCACCGCUAGCAAGGAGGGGUCUCAACAUACAUUCGAUGCUCAGGCAAAAGAUGGUCCACCUUCCAAAUCGUCAGCCCGAUCAAGUUCUUCCUCGUCAGCGCUGCCUCCAGUACCUCAGUUCCCUCCUCCGAAGACGGACAAGCCCCGACCGCACGUAUGCACUACCUGUAUGAGGUCCUUCGCCCGAUUGGAGCACCUCAAGCGUCACGAGCGGUCUCACACAAAAGAGAAGCCAUUUGCAUGCUCGGAAUGCACACGCUGCUUUGCAAGAAGAGAUCUGCUCCUCAGACACCAGCAGAAGCUACACUCGACAACCACUCCCUCUGCUCGACCCCGCGCGGGACGAAGAGAGAGUGUUGCGGGUACUGCUACUGCUGGUGGACCAGGACGAGUCCGGAAGAACUCGAUGGCGAGCAAUAACGUAUCAUCCAUGCGACCGCGUGCCAAUACCUUGAGUCACGUCGACGCUGCAACCAUUGGCAUGCUUGCUAAUACAAAUCCUGCUUUCGAUCGACACUUUGUACCGGGCCACAAUCAUCACCAUAGCCUUUCGGGAAUGCCACCUGGUCAGGGCUUCGGCUAUAGAGGCAUGACAAAUCUCCAUGGUCUUGGACUGCCCAAGCUUGAGACUGGGCUACCUCUUGAUCUCUCUGGUGGCCUGCGCACGGCUCCGCCUUAUGGUGGGUUUGGUUCAGACUUUCCAAUGGAUUUCUCCCAGAACCAGGGUAAUACAAUAAAUCCUCAUGCGCUACAUAUGAGUGACAUGAAUGGUGUGGCCAUGGAACAACCAUUCCAGCAAUUGUUCUAUCCUACAAACAUGCAGCAUGGAAUGCCCGAAGAUGACGGUACGUUUGACUGGAUGGCUCGUGGAUUCGAGAACCAAAUGACAUUUGCUCAAGCCAACGAGAAUGCUAUUGAUGACUCUUCACCGUCCGCCAUGAGCACAAACAGCCCCACAAACAUGCAGGAGUUGUCCGCCGAGAUGCAGCCUGGACCAGGCCAACAUCCUCACCUUUCCAAUGCUCAAACGUGGCAGCAAGCCGUCGCCAACAACGCGCAUAUGGUCAACAGCCCCAUGAGCAUGGAUUUUGGCUCUACCUUCAACGAGAUGAUGCCUGGGCACAACGGUACGAUAUCGCCGAAAUCGCUUCUCGCGCAAAGCCACAUGGGCCUCGACUUGAACCUACCAACGCCUCCAGAUAUGGCAUCCCUGGAUGUUACGGCAAUGUCUACGGCUGUCCCCUACAAUUCGUUCCAGCUCCCUCUGAGUAGAGAUAGCGGCACAUCCACCGCUUCAACGGCUUCUCACGACAGUAGUCUACGGCAAAGCUCUAUCACCACAACAUCCUCGGAUCUCGUAAAUGAAAAUGUCAGGAACACACUGAUCGCCGGCCUGUCCCAAAGCAAUCCAUUCAGCCAGCGGAAGUACUCUCAGCCACUCAUCAGCUCUCCUCUCUCGCCAGACUCUGGAUCCAAGACCAAGGGAUUCAACGCUGCCACUUUUCCCAGUCUCCCCGACCUACAGCGUUAUGUCUCAGCAUACAUCAAGUACUACCACCCUCACCUCCCUUUCCUGCAUAUUCCGACGCUCAAUUUCGAGUCUUCAGAGUAUACCAUGCCGCCAAGGUUCGUUGGCGGCCAAGCGCAGUACGGUCAAGCCAGCGCGGCUGGUGGAGGCAGUUGCCUGGUGCUAUCAAUUGCCGCCAUUGGCGCUGUGUACGAAAGAGAGAUGGAUCAGUCUCGCGAGCUAUUCCAGUGGGCACAUCGUUUCAUCUUUAGCUAUCUGGAAAUGCGUCGCAAAGCAGACAUGCAUCGAACGCAGUUUGCUCCGCGACAUGCUUCCGAUUCCGAAGAGAGUCCGUUGUGGCUGGUCCAAGCGAUGUUACUGCAUGUCAUCUAUGGCCACAAUUGCGGAGACAAGACGGCCGCGGAAGUUGCAAGCAACCACUGCUCCUCGCUAGUCAGUUUGGCCCGUGAUGCCCACCUUGCACGGCCACAGCAGGGCUUUUCAAGUCGCAAGGGCAGCUCAGGACAGAAUGGUGUGGGACACCCUGGUGGCGAGAUGGGUGGUUGGACAUCGAUGCUCAACGAGAGUGAAGAGGUGGACUGGAUGGAGUGGAAGACCACCGAAGAGCGCAAGCGAACAUUGUAUGCUGUUUUUAUCCUCUCGAGCAUGCUGGUCAUGGCCUACAACCAUGCGCCGGCAUUGACAAACUCGGAGAUUCGCAUCGACCUCCCGUGCGAUGAAGAGCUGUGGGCUGUCGACAGCUCACAGGCGUGGCAAGCUAUGGGCGGCAUCGGUGCAGUCAGCAGCAAGUCUACCACCUUUGCAACGGCACUUAGCCACCUCCUUAUGUCUUCUCAACGGCAGCGACGCAAGAGCAUGUCGAUGAACAUGGGCCAGACUCAGCCAGAAGUCGAGCUGAAACCGAGUACGUUCGGAUGCCUGAUCUUGGUGAAUGCCCUUCACAACUACAUUUGGGAGACUCGGCAGCGUCAUCUUGGGCGACAGUGGACGAUCCGAGACACGGAGCAAAUGCAUGCACAUAUCGAGCCUGCACUCCGAGCCUGGGAAGCGGCAUGGGCCAGCAAUCCGAGUCACAGUUUGGAGAGACCCAACCCUUUCGGUGCUGGCCCACUUUCUGCUGACAGUGUGCCUUUGCUUGACCUGGCGUACGUGCGCCUGUACAUCAACCUAGGCCGGUCCAAGGAGGCGUUCUGGCAACGGGACUAUAACUCGGUGGCAGAAGAGGUGGCUCGAAGUCCUGACGUGACUGUGCUGGGUGAGGAUGGCCGAGGGCUUCAGCAACGGCGAUCGUCUAUGUGCCAGGUUGAUGGCCAAGAGCAGGGUAAUCUGGAAGCCAGCGACGAAUUGAUGCCAAACGACAUGUCAAAGUCGCAGUCAACGCGACGGGAACGGCAGUUGCGACGUGCCGCGUUUUAUGCGUCGGACUCAUUGCUCAUGUCGGACAAACUUGGGCUGAUCUUUGAGGAAAGCAACUACCGCGAAUUGACUGCACAAUCGGCAUUGUGUGCGUUUGACUGUGCUCAAGUGCUUUCUGAGUGGGUGACGACUGUGCAAGAGAGAGUUGGAAAGUACGUGGGUGUUCUAGGGCAGGAUGAGGCGGAUCUGCUUCAAGUUCCUGGCAUUCUCCUACUCGAAGAUGAAGAUCGUCAGUUGCUAGGCAAGAUUGAAGAGUUCAUCAAACGAACGGAGCAGAAGUUGGGAAGGGACGUGAAUAUGGAGCAAGGCAAGGGAGGUUAUAGUCCGCGCAUCCUCGGUUUGACUGCUCAGUUACUGGAUCGAGCAGCCGUAUGGCCUGUGACUAAACUCAUGGGGCAGUCGCUUGAAACACAAGCGGUUCACAUGCGAGAUCGCGCGAAUGUCUCUGUCACAUCGGCGUAA